AUGGACACGCCGGAUAGGCCCCGCGCCGCCGCCGCCGCCCCCGCCGGGUUCGAGGAUUCUCCUGUCUUCAAUUUCAUCAACAAUCUCUCUCCUAUACCACCGCCUAAACCUUUAGACACAGCACAUAAUGUGCAGCUAUUCAAGUCAUCAGAUUUGGCGCCUGUUUCUUCGAUCUUUGCCUCACCACAUGUUAAUCCAGCAAAGGAAACUAAAGUUUUGAUCAGGGAUGAAUCUGUUCAGCUUCCUCAAGAAUUGCACUCACCUAGCAGUGUCAGGACUCGAAUAUGUCCCUCAGGCUCUUUUAGAAUGAUCAGAUGCAAAGACAUUGUGUCAGAGAAUUGCAAUAUCACUUGUCAACUAAACGAGGCAUCUAUUGAUUCUUCAGAUCAUACAUCAAACCCUACAGGCCAAUUGACUCAAUCCAUACAGGAUGCUGCUGGCAGUAUGGAAAGCGAUAAGGAUCAAUGCGCUGAUGGUAAAACAGACCUUACCAUGUCCCAGGAGUGUACAGGCCUAGAAGGUAUGAACCUUGAUGAGAGUGGCCUAGACAAAAUGGAUUCAUCACAUUCUGGGAUAGUUGUUCACGAAAACCAGCUAUCUGAACAAAACAAUGAUGAACCUGCAGCAUAUAAUGGGGAUUACAUGAUUACACACCAAUCAAGUAGUGAUAUGCUGACUUUAGCUGUAACAUCUGGAACAGAAACACAACCAGUGAAUGAUACACAAAAGUCUGAUGAUCCCUACUCUUGUGAAUCCUUUUUGGAUGAUCAGUCAAGUGGAUAUUGCACCCAAAAUUCUGUGCAUGAACCCCAUCUGUACUGGACUGGGGCAGUUGAAGGGGCUGCAGUAGCUUAUACUCCCCAAACACUACCUGGUGCUUUGCAAAGUCAGUUGAUGCCAUGUAACAAGCUCAAUGAGACAAAAGAUCACAUGCCUACUGAGCAAAAUGCCUUGCCACAGCAUUUACGUGGCAUGCGUAGGCGCAGCCUUUUCAACGAAAAGGCUGGGGUUAGUAAUAAAGGUGUAGACAAAGCUUCAGAUCAUCAUCCUGUUAAUUCAACUACCCCCAAAUGCAAAACUAUUUCUGGUGACAACUCAAAGCCUCUAAGAACCCCUCCAUGUGCAUUGCCUGGUAUUGGCUUGCACUUGAAUGCCCUUGCUGCAAUACCUAAAGAGAAAAUAGAUAUUCAGUCUACUAUAAAUGAAUUGAGUAACUUGAUAGGCCCUUCUGGAUCUUCUCCAGCACCUUCUGAGCAAAUCAUUAUAAAUGAUGAUUUCAAUCAAACAACUGAUGUUGCAACCGCCGAAGCUUCUAGUCAGGGUAGUCCCAAGAAGAAAAGGCAGAAGUUUGAUAAUGGUGAUGGCACUUCAUGCAAGCGUUGUAGUUGUAAGAAGUCAAAAUGCCUGAAACUUUACUGUGAGUGUUUUGCCGCUGGAGUCUAUUGUUCUGAGCCUUGUUCGUGUAUCGGCUGUCUGAACAACCAGAGUCAUACGGAAACAGUUCUAUCUACACGGCAACAGAUUGAAUCUCGCAAUCCAUUAGCAUUUGCUCCAAAAGUAAUUCAUACAUCUGAGCCUGGUCUGGAAUUAGGGGACUUCUCCAAUAAAACUCCUGCUUCAGCUCGUCACAAAAGAGGAUGCAAUUGCAAGAAGUCGUCGUGUCUAAAAAAAUACUGUGAAUGUUUUCAGGGUGGCGUGGGAUGUUCCAUAAGUUGCAGAUGCGAGGGCUGUAAGAAUGCUUUUGGAAAACGGGAGGGGGCUGCUGUGUUAGGCAUAGAGGAACCUAAGCAGGGAUUGGAAGAAAAGAAUGUUUGUGUGAAAGAAGAAAAAAGUGAAAUCGAUAAACAGCUUGUCAUCUACCAAACUACUGAAGCUGCUCCUGCUGAGAAUGUACUGACCACACCUUCCAUGGUGGAGUGCAGACCCUUGGCUUGUCUCCCACCCCCAAGCUCCAAGAAAAGCACCAAAAAACCACGAUCUUCAACAAAACUCACUGGACAUCCUUCUCGGCUGUGCAACUUACAAGCUCCUCCAAAGACCGACAUUGUGCUCUCCCCAUUCAAAAACUACGUGGAAAUGGCCCUUGGUGAUAGCACAUUAGAUAUCCUGAAGGGAAAUUCAUCUCCUCAAACUUCUGUUAAAGUCGUGUCACCAAAUAAGAAGCGAAUCUCUCCCCCACGAAUGGGUACUGGACUAUCUCCAAUCUGUACGAGUGGCAGGAAGCUGAUUCUCAAGUCCAUCCCAUCUUUCCCUUCCCUUGGUGGUGACGCCCUUCCUGUUGGUUCACGAGAUCCCCCACCCGCUGACUGCACCAGAUUGUUUCUAUCAUACCAUCAGACAGUGAUGGACAACCAAGCGAGCUUCCUUUCAUCAUUUCUACUUCUCUUGAUCAACGAUUAUUUAUGUACUGCUAUAAUAAUCCACUGUGUGAUGACAAAAUUCUACCUCCCAGAAUCACCAGUGGCAUUUGGAACGUGCCUGAGCAUGCGUUUCAUUAAUAAGAGAGAAAAAGGAGUUUACAAGAAGCAACCAGCUGCACAUCCAGAACAGGUUUUGAAUGAGAAAGCCAAGCCCAGGUCGAAACGGAGCCCAACCGGAUCCGAGGAGGCAACAGCGGAUCAGAGCCGUCCCAGCAGCGAGCGCGAAUCUCAAAGCACCCCUAACCCCCAUUCCAUUCCACCAGUUGGCUUUCCUUCCCUCGUGUCCUCCCCUCCCCUCCGACAAUCCGACUCCGCACCUCUCACCCCUCACGCGCUUGCUCGCCUUCGCUUCGUCGCCACGGCGAGCCCCACGCCGCCCGAGCCGCCGAUUGGGGCGCCGCCAGCUGCUGCGGCGGCGGCGACCGAUCCGAUGGAAGCGGAGGUGGUGGAGCCGAAUCUCCCGAUGCCGGAGCCCGCCGGAUCGGAGCCGGACGACGCGCGCCUCUCCCCGCCUCCUCCUGCUCCUGCUCCGCCUCCGCCUCCGCCUCCGCCUCCUCCGCCCCCGCCACCUCCCGCCCCGGUCCUGGCCCCGACCCCCGCCGCCGAGGCUGCCGCGCCCACCGCCUCCGCGGCCGUCUCGCCGCCGGCUGCAGCGCCGGCGCCGGCGGAGGCCAACGGCAACUCCGACAGGAAGAGGAGGAGGAAGGCGGAGGACGGGGACGGGUGCAAGACCUGCAGCUGCAAGAAGUCCAGGUGCAUGAAGCUUUAUUGUGUGUGCUUUGCUUCUGGGUCACGUUGUACUGAGUCAUGUGGAUGCGGACCUUGUGAAAACAAGCAACCACUGCAAGUUGCUCCACGGACUGCACCGGUUUUACCUCUGAAACCUGUCCAAACAUCAGAAGCUGGUCAAGACAUAGUGGAACAAGUCAUAAGGUCCCCUAUGGAUCUUAUUAGAAGAAAAUGCACCUGCAAGAAGUCAGGCUGCCUUAAGAAGUACUGUGACUGCUACCAGGGAGGGGCAGGAUGCUCCAUCAACUGUAAAUGCGAUGAUUGUAGAAACCCAUUUGGGAGAAAAGUUGGCGUUAUUUUGGAUGGUAAAAGCAGUGUUGCUGCACCUAUACUGCACGAAAGAAAUGGGACUGAAGUUGACUCAAGCGACGACGAAGAUGACUUCUACAUGAACCGACAACUCUCCCCAAUCCCUCCGUCUCCAGUGUCCAGGGAGUCUUCAUUCCAACAGGAGACUCUAGUCGGCGUCGAAGUCCAGACCAUGAACGGGCACCUGUACCCUAAACCACUGGCUCAGGUGCGUCCCGAGCCAUCCUCCUGGCAGCCCUCCAGGAGGCCAGUCGAGGAACCGCGCGGAGAAAUAUGGCGCUUCUCCAGGAGGCCCAGCGAGGACGGAACCUCUGAUGCUAUGGAAGCGCAUGCCGUCGCCCCGAGAGAGAGCAAGAAGCCAGAGAUCCAUGGGGACAGGUUCAGCAUCCCGCGGUGUAUCGAGGUGAUGAGCACCAUGGCGGAGCUGUCGCCGGUCGAGAAGUCGCUGGCGCCUGACGUCUUCUUGGACACGAGCAACCGGGAGAUUUUCCUCUCGCUGAGUGUAGAUAUUAGGCCAAUGUGGCUGAGGCGUAAGAUGAAGAGCCUUGUCUAG
Messenger RNA from Miscanthus lutarioriparius, 4071 nucleotides. Lineage: Eukaryota; Viridiplantae; Streptophyta; Magnoliopsida; Poales; Poaceae. The record is from the annotation of a GenBank genome assembly.